Sesamum indicum (sesame) is the source of this 1530-nucleotide messenger RNA. The record is from the annotation of a RefSeq genome assembly. Lineage: Eukaryota; Viridiplantae; Streptophyta; Magnoliopsida; Lamiales; Pedaliaceae.
AUGGAGGAAAUCCAAAGAUAUUUACAGCUAGAGAGAUCUCAACAACACGACUUCCUAUAUCCACUUAUCUUUCAGGAGUAUAUUUAUGCAUUUGCUCAUGAUCGUGGUUUCGGUCGAUCGAUUUUGUCGGAAAAUUCGGGUUAUGACAAUAAAUCCAGUUUACUGAUUGUGAAACGGUUAAUUACUCGAAUGUAUCAACAGAAUCAUUUUAUUAUUUCUCCUAAUGAUUCUAACCAAAAUCCAUUUUGGGCGCGCAACAAUGAUUUGUAUUCUCAAAUCAUAUCAGAAGGGUUUGCUUUUAUUGUGGAAAUUCCAUUUUCUCUACAAUUCAUAUCUUGUCUAGAAGGGAAAAAGAUAGUAAAAUCCCAGAAUUUACGAUCAAUUCAUUCAAUAUUUCCCUUUUUAGAGGACAAUUUUUCACAUUUAAAUUUUGUGUUAGAUAUACUAAUACCCCACCCUGUCCAUGUGGAAAUCUUGGUUCAAACUCUUCACUAUUGGGUAAAAGAUGCCUCUUCUUUGCAUUUAUUACGAUUCUUUCUCAACGAGUAUUGUAAGUGGAAUAGUCUUAUUACUCCAAAGAAAGCCAGUUCCUCUUUUUCAAAAAGAAAUCAAAGAUUAUUCUUAUUCUUAUAUAAUUCUCAUGUAUGUGAAUAUGAAGCCAUUUUCGUCUUUCUACGGAACCAAUCUUCUCAUUUACGAUCAACAUCUUCUGGAGUUCUUCUUGAACGAAUCUAUUUCUAUGUAAAAAUAGAACGUCUUGUGAACGUCUUUGUUAAGGUUAAGGAUUUUCAGGCGAACCUAUGGUUGGUCAAGGAACCUUGCAUGCAUUAUAUUAGGUAUCAAAGAAAAUCCAUUCUGGCUUCAAAAGGGACGUCUCUUUUCAUGAAUAAAUGGAAAUGUUACCUUGUCACUUUUUGGCAAUGGCAUUUUUCGCUGUGGUUGCAUCCAAGAAGGAUUUAUAUAAACCAAUUAUCCAAUCAUUCCUUUGAAUUUUUGGGCUAUCUUUCAAGCGUGCGAAUGAACCCUUCAGUGGUACGGAGUCAAAUUCUAGAAAAUUCAUUUCUAAUAAAUAAUGCUAUUAAGAAGUUCGAUACCCUUGUUCCAAUUAUUCCUCUGAUUGCGUCAUUGGCUAAAGCGAAAUUUUGUAACGUAUUAGGGCAUCCCAUUAGUAAGCCGGUUCGGGCUGAUUUAUCAGAUUCUAAUAUUAUUGAUCGAUUUGGGCGUAUAUGCAGAAAUCUUUCUCAUUAUCAUAGCGGAUCUUCCAACAAAAAGACUUUGUAUCGAAUAAAGUAUAUACUUCGCCUUUCUUGUGCUAGAACUUUGGCUCGGAAACACAAAAGUACUGUACGUGCUUUUUUAAAAAGAUUAGGCUCGGAAUUAUUGGAAGAAUUUCUUAUGUUGGAAGAAGACGUUCUUUUUUUGACCUUCCCAAAAGUUUCUUCCACUUUGGGGGGAGUAUAUAGAAGUCGGAUUUGGUAUUUGGAUAUUGUUGCUAUCAAUGAUCUGGCCAAUCACAAAUCAAAAUUAUGA